Brassica napus (rape) is the source of this 1725-nucleotide messenger RNA. RefSeq names its product protein MULTIPOLAR SPINDLE 1. NCBI's taxonomy places the organism in Eukaryota, Viridiplantae, Streptophyta, Magnoliopsida, Brassicales, Brassicaceae. Gene Ontology annotation, biological process: meiotic spindle organization; meiotic DNA double-strand break formation. The record is from RefSeq and is a predicted model, not a curated record.
GUCUUAAAUGCACUAAUGGGCCUCUGUGUCGCCUCACCAAUAGCUCUCCCGCGCAAGAAAUCGAAAUCGAAAUCAUUAUCAUCCCGAAAAUUAAAAACAUUUUUUCUUUCUUUCUUAAAAAAAAUUAAUUCGAGCGUCAGUGAAGCAGAAGAUCACAUGGAGAAGGAGAAGGAAGAGUCACUGAGACUGGCGAUCGCCGUUUCUCUCCUACGAUCGAAGAUCCAGAACCGUCUAUCUUCUUCCUCUACUUCUCUCUGCGAUGCUCCCUGCGAAACCGAUCCUCUUCGCUGGAAGCAGAAGAACCGUCGAUCGUCCUCCUCUGCUUCUCGUUGCGGUGCUCCUCCCUCCGAUACUGAUGCUCUUCGCUGGAAGCAGAAGGCGAAAGAGAGGAAGAAAGAGAUAAUCAGACUCCGGGAAGAUCUCAAGGAUGCUGAAAGUUGUGAUUUGUUCCCAGCGAAUGCUUCUUGCAAGUGUUAUUUCUUUGAUAACUUGGGAGAAUUCAGCGGCAGGCGUAUUGGAGAGGCCUCUGAGCCGAGGUUUAACGAUGCUCUUCGUCGUAGAUUUCUCAGAAUAGCAAGGAUAAGGGGAAGAAAGAAGUCAACCCGACCAUCCCAAAGAUUGCGGCUUUCAGAACCUGAAUAUGAAGACGAAGCAGAGCAGCUAAGGAUAUCUAUUGAUUUUCUCCUGGAACUGUCCCAAGCAGCGGACUCCAGUGCCUCUAAUUUCGGCAACUGGUCACAUCAGGCUGUAGAUUUCAUAUUAGCUUCACUGAAGAAGCUGAUAUCGAUGGGGAGAAACUUGGGAUCUGUUGAAGAAUCUAUUAGUUUCAUGAUUACACAGUUGAUCGCAAGAAUUUGCACUCCCUUUAAAGGAAAUGGUAACUUUAGCUGUCUAUCUUUGAUUUUGACUGUGUUUCUCUUUAUGGUUAUCAUUCCUCAUAGAUGUUGCUGUGUGUUUACAUCUGUUGUAGAGGUGAAACAACUAGAAACUAGUGUUGGAUUUUAUGUCCAACAUUUGAUCCGUAAACUGGGAAGUGAUCCAUACAUUGGACAGCGUGCAAUAUUUGCUAUUUCUCAGAGAAUAUCUAUUUUAGCCGAGAACUUACUGGUCAUGGACCCGUUUGACGAAUCAUUCCCAGAGAUGGAUGAAUGCAUGUUUAUAUUGAUACAGCUAGUUGAGUUCUUGAUAUGUGAUUAUUUGUUAACGUGGGCAGAGAAUGAAGCAUUUGAAACUGUUGUGUUUGAGGAGUGGAUAUCAUCAGUUCUCCACGCGAGGAAAGCAGUAGCUGCGUUGGAAGAAAGAAACGGGUUGUAUCUUCUUUUCAUGGACCGAGUCACAGGGGAGUUAGCUAAACGAGUUGGUCAAGUCACAUCUUUCAGGGAGGUCGAGCCAGCCAUUUUGGACAAAAUCUUAGCCUACCAAGAAUGAUACCUUUUCAGGUCAUGUCGAUGAUUAAGUCGGUGUACCGAGGAAGCUUGGCGUUUUCAUAAGGAAAAGGAGAGGAUUCAGAUACAGAAGGCCACACAGCACCACCAGAUCGGCUUCUGCAACACUUUUGCCAGGCUCCUUCCAUGUGACUGCUUGCCUCGCCUCCUCUUUCUUACUCUCUCUUGUUCUGUAGCUUUUUUUAGUUGAUGUUAGUAUAUAUUAAUGCGCUUUAGUAAUGUCAUGUAAGCAUGUACAUUUUGAAUGCUUGAGAUUAUGAACUUUAUUUACAGUUUGGUC